Molecule: messenger RNA, 1544 nt
Organism: Teleopsis dalmanni
Lineage: Eukaryota; Metazoa; Arthropoda; Insecta; Diptera; Diopsidae
Exons: 1
Coding region: 264-1376 (370 amino acids)
Source: RefSeq, a predicted model, not a curated record
AUAGCAGGCAAAGUUGCUGGUUCAGCACUUUCUGAAGAAUUUUGCUGACUUUAUUAUAUUCACAAAAAGAUCUAAGCUUACUACGGUUUUAAACCACAAAAAACAAGUAAAAGAAUAACUGUCAUAUAAAAAUUCAUUACUGAAAAUUAUUUAACAACCAGCAGUUUUUUCUAUAUAAAAAUCAACCCACUAACCGCAAAGCCAGUAAUCAGAUUAAAGCUCAUGAAACGAUCAAGUCAAUCUAUCUGAGAAAUAUAUUUGAGAUGUCUUUAUCAUCGCCCAACACAGCACCAAUGACCAGCUUACGUUUUUGGAUAUUAACAGUAGGACUGCUUGCGUUAUGGACUGUUGUCAUCACAAGUGCAGAGUCACAGCCGCAGACUGCAAAAUCAGCCAUGGCAAUAGUCGAUAAGGAGAAAGAACAGAAGAAUACACGCAAUUGCAAAGCACUCUGCGGACAUUGUGGCUGUAUUGGCUUCUACUGUGGCGAGGAAUGUAUCUGCGAGUGCAACAAAGACAAUUCCGAUACCGAAUGUUUAGUAACGAUGCAGAAGAAUGCGCGCAAGUUGAAUAUACCAUUUGAGCUGCUGAUACAAGGACCUACAGCAAAUAAGUUUGUACGUACCGCCUUACAGUACGAACAGAAUGCAGAACGCAGCGCCAAAAAUCGUGACAGUAUACGCAAUAAACGUUCCACCGUUGUUAUUUACAAGCCAACGUUGCAGAACAGUUUAGACGACAACAGCGCACAGAAGUCAAUAGUCAAGAAGAAGUUGAAGAAUAUGCGAGAAAAACGCAGUGUAGGUAGACUGGAUUGGUUUCAGGAUUUUGCAAACACUUUGGUAAGACCUGCGCCUAUUGGUAUACAGAAGAAAACAGCAGAACCGGAACCGAGUGAAGAUCAAACAAUGCUAAAACGUUCAACAGAAAAGUUAGACUCCUCCUGGUUUGCAGAAAAUACAAAAAAUUUAUUGAAACCAGCGCCGCUUUUUAAAAAUCGAAACAGUGAUGAUGAUGAUGAAUCUUUUGAGAGUCCUGGUGAGAAGAUACCCAAAAUGCUGCAGGAUACGUUGCGGUCAAUACAUGAAACAGCACGCAGUGAACAAUUUGCUGAAGCUGUGCGUUCUAGAAUCAAAGAAGGGGUUGACAUAUUUCAGGAUCAGUUACAGCGAAAUAAUUUGAAUAUUUUACCAAACAAUUUGGGUGAGAAUAUUGUCGAUACUAUCUCGAAUGUGCGUUCGAAUAUCUUUCGUAAUGUCAUUGAUGGACAAACCAAACCAACUAUUCCAACACCUACCGAGCCACCGGUAAAGUACAUCAUACCUUGGUUCCGUCCUAUGCGUUUUCUGCAUCGUGUACAACAGGCCAUCAAAUAAGAUUUAAGUAAUUUAUAUUAAAUACGAGUAUUUAAACAUUCAUACAGUAGCAUUUUAAGUUAAUUUAGUUCAUGUUUUGUGAGGUAUGCAUUGAUUGAUAUAUUUUCUAUAUAUGUAUAUUUGUAAACUAUACUUUAGAUAGUGGAUAGGUAGAAUUGUAUUUUUUGU